GUGUAGGCGGAAGGCAAAGCUUCCCACAGGCUCCGGCACAACAAGCUACCAGGCUGAAAACCACAACUCCCAGAAUGCCACUCGGAGGGGGGCAGGAACCGGAAGUUGGCCCGGAGGCGGGGCCUGACGUGCGCCGCCGAGACUGCGCGAGAGGACAGAAGACUAAGCACAUGGACUGGAAAUUGGAAGGGAGUGCUCGGAAAACAGACUCACGCGUGCUGCAGGAGCAAGAAGUCAUCCUAGAGGACACAGGUGAAGACAGCAUCUCUGAAAGCUUCCAGCUUCUACAGAUUGAUGUGGAAUGUGAGCAUCUGGAGGGAGAGACACUGCCCACAGGCAGUGCAAUGUGGUGCUCAAAAAAUGUCCAAAGAAAACAGAGACACUGGGAAAAGAUAGUUGCAGCAAAGAAGAGCAAAAGAAAGCAAGAAAAAGAAAGAAGAAAGGCCAAUCGUGUAGAAAAUUCAGGCAUCUGCCCCCAGCACAGCAAACGUUUUCUGAGAUCCUUAACCAAGGAGAGACUUUUGGAAGCCAAACACUCAGGACCAAGACUCUGUAUUGAUUUGAGUAUGACCCACCACAUGUCUAAGAAGGAGUUAAGUAGACUGGCUGGACAGAUCCGAAGGUUGUAUGGUUCAAAUAAAAAAUCUGACAGGCCAUUUUGGAUCUACCUCACUGGAUUCACAACAGACAGUCACCUGUAUGAAGAGUGUUUGAGGAUGAAUGAUGGAUUUUCUAGUUACCUGCUAGACAUAACAGAGGAAGACUGCUUUAGUUUAUUUCCUCUGGAAACCCUUGUGUACCUGACUCCUGAUUCAGAACAUGCUCUUGAAGAUGUUGAUCUAAACAAAGUUUACAUCCUUGGUGGACUUGUGGACGAAAGCAUCCAGAAGUUCUGCAAGGAUAACUCUGAUCUUGACCAAGGAAGCAUUGAUUCAGCAUUCUUACCACCUAAUUGUUUUUUAUGAGAGUGGAGUUUGUUCCUUCUUAGGCCGUCUUUUCUGCUGACAUAAGUUUUAUCCUAUAAUUUUGAUGUCAGUAAGACUGCAGAUUUCUUUUGUUGAGUUGGAAUUUUAUUGGAAUAAUUGGAGUUUUGAAAUAUGUUUCUAUUAUACACACAUUUGUUGAGAUAAUUGUUAUUAGUUUAUAUCACUAAUUAACAUAUUGCAUACGCAAUAAAUAAUGAUAUAAUAAGGUGUAUAAAAAGAACUACAGUGAGAAAUAAGUCUCCCUCCUAUCCUUGUCCUACAGUGCCCCCCACCUGAGCCAACCACUAUUUUCUUGUGUAUACUUCUUGAUAUAAUCUAUGAUCACACAAGUAUUUGUGGGUAUAUUACAUAUAUGUAUUUUUUAAUAUAUGUGAGUGUAUUUUGGAUAUUUUUUCAUAUCUGUAGAGAUAUACACACAUAUUUAAUACAGGUGAUACUUUUUUUAAAAUUUUCUUAAUGUUUUAUUUAGUUUUGACUGAGAGAGAGAGACACAGAGCAUGAGCGGGGGAGGGGCAGAGAGAGAGGGAGACACAGAAUCCAAAGCAGGCUCCAGGCUCUGAGCUGUCAGCACAGAGCCUGAUGCGGGGCUCGAACUCACAGACCGCAACAUCAUGACCUGAGCCGAAGUUGGACACUCAACUGACUGAGCCACCCAGGCACCCCAAUACAGGUGAUACUUAACUGAAUUGCAUUUAUUCUAAAAAAGUUAGUGUUCUGGGGUGCCUGUGUAGCUCAGUUGGUGGAAUGUCUGACUCUUGGUUUUGGCUCAGGUCAUAAUCCCAGGGUCGUGGGAUCGAGCUCCUCAUUGGGCUCUGUGCUGAGUGUGGAGCCUGCUUAGGAUUCUCUCUCCCUCCCUGUCUCUCCCUCUGCCACUCUCCCCCACUCUCUCUCUCAAAUAAAUAAAAUGAAAAAAAAAAAAAAGGUCAGCAUUCCAUGAUUCAUAGUGAUAAUCUAAAAAACAGGUGGGGGGUGGAGAUAGAAGAAUGCUAGAAUGCUGGGUAUUAGGAGCGCCUGGGUGGCUCAGUCAGUUAAACAUCUGACUCUUGAUCUCGGCUCAGGUCAUGAUCUCAUGGUUUGUGAGACGCAGCCUCGCAUCAGGCUCUGCACUGACAGCGCAGAGCUUGCUUGGGAUGCUCUCUCCCUCUCUAUGUCUGUCCCCUGCUCGCGCGUACCCUCUUUCUCUCUCAAAAUAAAUAAGCAUUAAAAAAAAAAAAAAAAAGAA
This is a messenger RNA of Panthera uncia (snow leopard), 2208 nucleotides long. RefSeq names its product tRNA methyltransferase 10B (gene TRMT10B). Gene Ontology annotation, cellular component: nucleus; nucleoplasm. Bases 75 to 965 code for a protein of 296 amino acids. The record is from RefSeq and is a predicted model, not a curated record. Gene Ontology annotation, molecular function: tRNA binding. The transcript is spliced from 8 exons. Gene Ontology annotation, biological process: tRNA N1-guanine methylation. Lineage: Eukaryota; Metazoa; Chordata; Mammalia; Carnivora; Felidae.